AUGAAGAGCAGAAUCAGAGACCUCGAAGAGCAGCUGUCUAGAGCAAAUCAGAUGCCUAUCCAUUCCUCUGUUCAGGCCCAGACUCAGGAUUUAGGGGCAACUCAUCCACAUGCGGGCGAAACUUUGGGCGAUGUUGAUAGUCGCUUAUUCGGGGAAACCCAGGUCAUCACUCGCAGUGUCAUACACAAGUCCCGCAUGUUUGGUCAAAGUCAUUGGAUAAAUGGUGUGAUUGGUAUAUGUCGAGACGUCUUUCAGAUGAUUGAGCCCCAUAGUUGCAAAGCUGUAGCAAGAGUUAUCAAGUCGCGGCGGACACCUCCGUGGCCCACACCACCAACAGGUCCUUUACCUUCAAAGGAUGUGACCGAUGAACUCGUUGACUGUUACCUUAGGACAUUCGAAACCGUUUACCGUGUGCUCCAUAUCCCCACCUUUCGGAGGGACUAUGACGCACUCUGGGUAUCGGAUACGGCGCCCGAUGUGGCGUUUAUGGUCCAGGUCAAGUUAGUGCUUGCCAUUGGGGCUGUUACUUACGAUGAAAAGUUCUCCCUACGAGCGUCCGCCAUCCGAUGGAUCUAUGAGGCGCAGACUUGGCUUUCAGAGCCGGUCUUUAAGUCCCGUCGGAGCAUUCCGUUUUUGCAGAACAAUAUCCUCCUUUUGAUUGCUCGCGAACUCGUAAAUGUGGGUGGCGACACGAUCUGGACAUCAGCAGGGACGCUGCUUAGAACUGCUGUGUAUUGGGGUCUUCAUAGAGACCCAGCGGUCCAUCUAUCGAAGAGGACGACAAUAUUUGUCGUCGAGAUGCGCCGGCGCCUGUGGAAUACUAUCCUAGAAAUAGCUGUGCAUUCGAGUAUAGCGUCGGGUGCGCCUCCAUUCAUUUCCAUGGAUGACUUUGACACUGCACCUCCCGAGAAUUACGAUGACGACCAGCUCAUGGCCGACGCCCCCAUGCCAAAGCCAGAAAACGUGCUGACUCAAGUGUCCGUCGUGAUAGCUCUCCGUAAAACCUUUCCACUCCGUCUUGCAAUCACCAAAUUCUUGAAUGAUAUCGGCUCGAGGAGUACAUAUGAAAAAACGCUGCAACUGGAUGCGGAGUUCAGGAUGUCGUACAAAACCCUAUGUCGGACCGUUCAGAGACACAGUGCGGGCACGGGAUUUGUAUUCAAUCAGUGCGCAAUGUGCAUGGUGGAUUGUCUUAUGCUCCGCUAUCUCUUGUCUCUUCACGUCCCGUUCUUUGCUAUGGCGCCGCAGGAAACGGCCUACGCAUUUUCCCGCAAGGUAGUCGUUGAGACAUCGCUCAGAAUUUGGUGUGGAGUACACCCAUCUUCGUCCAUCAUGGCGAGCCACGAUGCGUCUGCGACAGGUCGCAAUGAUUUUGAGAGACUCGCAAUCUGUGGAACUGGAUUCUUUCGUACCGUUGCCAUGCAGGCUAGUUUUGUCAUUGCGUCCGAACUGAGCGCCCAGUUACAAGAGGAAGAAAGCCUAGGCCCCGUCCCUUUACGGGCAGAUCUGCUUUCAGUUAUAGAGGAUGCCAAAGAAUGGGUCUUUCGAUCUAUUGAAGCCGGAGAGACCAACAUAAAAGGCUUCUUGCUCAUAAAUCUUAUUGCGGUAAAAAUUGACGGACUCAGACGAGGCUAUACGAACGAACAGCUGUCCGGGAUAUUGGUUAGGACCGCAGAAGAUGUUGAAGCAAGAUGCUUGCGUAUUCUCGAAGACAUGGCAGGUCAGACAGAGGGCAUGGUAGCCGGACUUGACCAAACCGGCCUAAACAUAACCCCAGAAUCGCUGGACGACUGGGACCAAAUGAUGACUAAUGUCCUACUGAAUCAAAGCACUGCGGAGCCCAUGAACUGGGUGUUCGACGAAAUUCCCAUGGUGCCGUUGCUUUAA
This is a messenger RNA of Aspergillus alliaceus, 1887 nucleotides long. RefSeq names its product fungal specific transcription factor domain-containing protein. Gene Ontology annotation, biological process: regulation of transcription by RNA polymerase II; DNA-templated transcription. Gene Ontology annotation, cellular component: nucleus. The coding region runs from base 1 to 1887 and encodes 628 amino acids. The record is from RefSeq and is a predicted model, not a curated record. NCBI's taxonomy places the organism in Eukaryota, Fungi, Ascomycota, Eurotiomycetes, Eurotiales, Aspergillaceae. The transcript has 4 exons. Gene Ontology annotation, molecular function: zinc ion binding; DNA-binding transcription activator activity, RNA polymerase II-specific; RNA polymerase II cis-regulatory region sequence-specific DNA binding.